GGCAGGGGGCGGGGCUAGUUUGUAGCCGAGUUAAGAUUGGAAGUCACGAGGUCUUGUGUGCUCAUUGUGGUUUAGCAUACGAGCAGUAGCGUGCGAGUGGUCCCCUGUAUUGAGGGCGUCGUGAGUUUUCUCUCCAGGGUUUGUCACUCUGCUCCGCAAGGUGUAACGUUAACUCAGUCAGGCACCGCCGUGCCGACCCCUAACCUGUGUUUCAAACUAAACAGACCAACUGAAACCAGUAGUUCACCUCUUCUCAGGGCGACCAGCGGUGUGUUUAUGUCUUUGUUUUGCGAAAACGGUGAGUACCUGGACGACAGGAACUACGGAUGGGAAAGUGCUAUAGUGCAGUUGCCGGAACCUGUUUGGGGGGAACUUAGUCAGCGAGCUCGAAGCCUGGAGCCUCAGUGGCUGUGCCCUUUUCAUGUCAGAGACAAAGUAUUCUUGCAGUCGUUUAUGUCAUCACCUCCUCUUCAAACAGAAGAUCCUAAUAAUUGCCAAUUCAAGAUCUUCUCGUCUUGCUGAUAAACCAUACGGGAAGCCAAAAUGUCCAUCAAUGUCAAUCGCAGCGUGUCAGACCAGUUCUACCGCUAUAAAAUGCCCCGUCUCGUUGCUAAGGUGGAAGGCAAGGGGAAUGGAAUUAAGACUGUCAUAGUCAACAUGGUUGAUGUUGCCAAGGCUCUGAAUAGGCCUCCAACAUAUCCCACCAAAUUCUUUGGUUGUGAGUUGGGAGCCCAAACCCAGUUUGAUACCAAGAAUGACCGCUACAUCGUCAAUGGAUCUCAUGAGGCAAACAAACUGCAAGACAUGCUAGAUGGAUUCAUUCAUAAGUUUGUGCUGUGUCCUGAGUGUGACAAUCCUGAAACUGAUUUGUUUCCAAAACCAAUCAGCCAAUGGCAGGAGGGUCUCGUCAUAAUGGGAUUGUUAACCCAAAAAUUAAAGUUCUGUCAUUUAGGCCUCAUGUCAUUCCAAACCCAUAAGACAUUCAUUCAAAGAGCACACGCUUGUAUCUUUUACAUUUUCUGCCCACAGUUCUGCCACAACAAUAAGAAAGCCCAGAAAUAUCUUCUGGGUGGCUUUGAGUGCCUGGUGAAGCUGCAUCAGACUCAGCUCUUACCCAGAGUCCCCAUUAUACUCAAAGACCUAUAUGACGCAGAUCUGCUGGAGGAAGAUGUCAUACUCGCAUGGGCUGAAAAGGUGUCUAAGAAGUAUGUCUCCAAAGAGUUGGCUAAAGAGAUUCAUGCCAAGGCAGAGCCCUUUGUUAAAUGGCUCAAGGAGGCAGAGGAGGAGAGUGAGGGCAGCGAGGAAGAGGAAGAUGAUGAGGAUGACAAUGUUGAGGUGGUGUAUUCCUCAUCUGCCCGUGAGUUGAAAAUGGAGACCACAAAACCGGAGAAGUCGGCCCAUGAGGAGGAGGACAUUGAUAUUGAUGCCAUUUAAAGAUGAAACCAAAAAUCUUCAGUUGCCUCUUCACAUAUUGCUCAGCUUCUUUUUGUCAGACGCAUGCCUUUCACUUCCUUUGGCCUUUUCUUCAGCUCUAGGCCUGGGUUAGCGCACUGCUCAAAGCCUCUUAUUUUAGUCUUUUCUCACCAGCUUUAUUGAUAAAUUGUUGCUGUUGUUUGUAUGCAUGAGUUUCUUGGAUUAUAGAGCAUAAAUUCGAACGAGUUCCCCUUGUAUUUUUGCAACUAUUAAAGAUUUGCCUGUGAAUUCCA
Molecule: messenger RNA, 1706 nt
Organism: Sinocyclocheilus grahami
Lineage: Eukaryota; Metazoa; Chordata; Actinopteri; Cypriniformes; Cyprinidae
Product: eukaryotic translation initiation factor 5-like
Exons: 9
Coding region: 544-1434 (296 amino acids)
Biological process (GO): formation of cytoplasmic translation initiation complex; translational initiation
Cellular component (GO): cytosol
Molecular function (GO): eukaryotic initiation factor eIF2 binding; translation initiation factor activity; GDP-dissociation inhibitor activity
Source: RefSeq, a predicted model, not a curated record